UUCUGGAUGCUCUUAGUUUCACAGAGCAACGGGUAACAUGGAUUGCACCUCAGCAGRAGGCAGCUGAACUAUCCCUCUGGCUUUAGUGAGGAAAGAGCAGCGAUGAAAUCCGUGGACUGUGUGCACGUCAUCCCGCAGAAGGAUACCGCCUCCUCUCCCUCUGCCCACCCUGGUGCUGGUUGGGGCACCAGGGGACUUUUUUCUGUCACAUUCCUGUGGCUUGCAAUGCUCCUGUCCUCUUGGCUUGCAGCAGUGUCUCUUUACCAUGUUAUCACCCUGAAAACAGAAGUAGAAGCUCUCCGUAGCAAGCUGAUCUACAGGGUCCAGGCAAGCUCCCGGCUAGACCAGCCGCUGGUGUCCCCUAAGGAAAACCGAGCAGGAGCCCCCGCUUCUUCCUUCCUGGAAGGCUCAACAGCUGCUGGCAAGCAGGGAAGCACAAUCCCUGGCCCUGCCACAGCCGAGCACUUCCAGCUCGGCUGGAAUGGGAGUGGAAACAGGGUGAGGAGGUCCAUAAUCCACACUGAAGAAACAGUGUUGCAGGCCUGUUUGCAACUGAUUGCUGACAGCAAAAGUGAUGUCCAACAGAAAGAUGACUCAAGCAUUGUCCCAUGGCUCCUUAGCUUUAAACGUGGAACAGCUCUGGAAGAACAAGGAAAUAAAAUAGUGAUCAAAGAAACAGGAUACUUUUUCAUAUAUGGACAGGUUUUAUAUACAGAUACAACAUUUGCUAUGGGACAUCUAAUACAGAGGAAGAAGGCCCAUGUGUUUGGUGAUGAUCUAAGUUUGGUGACAUUAUUUCGUUGCAUCCAGAAUAUGCCGCAAUCUUAUCCAAAUAAUUCUUGCUAUACUGCUGGCAUUGCAAAAUUAGAAGAAGGUGAUGAGCUUCAGCUUACAAUACCACGAAGAAGGGCCAAAAUAUCCUUGGAUGGAGAUGGUACUUUUUUUGGUGCAGUUAGACUCCUUUGAAGCCCCUCUUUUUUUCUUAUUAUACUUAGUGCAAUUUUCUUCUCUUCCUAUGCUUCUGAGAAAAAAAUACUGGAUUUCAAUAAAGCUGCUAAUUCAGUCUCUCACCUUSCUCCACACACACACGCCUUCCUAGACCUUUUCUUCAUUUUAAGAAGCAAACCCAAAAAUAAAAUCCACCAGACAUACUUCUGAGAUAUAACUAUCAUACGAUUCCCAGAAAGCAAAUUGGUUUUAGACAAUGGAAGACUCUAAGUAAUGUCUAUAAGUAUAUAUGUUUUGACUUGCUAAGGAAAAUAAUAAAAAGAAAAAAGCCACCAUACAGUUAAGAAAUUACAUUUCURUCCCAUAAGUUUCAGUUCAGUUUCUAGGUUAAUUAUAGACUUACUGUGUGC
Nothoprocta perdicaria is the source of this 1358-nucleotide messenger RNA. It is a transcript of the gene TNFSF13B, whose product is annotated as TNF superfamily member 13b. Gene Ontology annotation, cellular component: membrane. Bases 103 to 966 code for a protein of 287 amino acids. The record is from RefSeq and is a predicted model, not a curated record. The transcript has 6 exons. Lineage: Eukaryota; Metazoa; Chordata; Aves; Tinamiformes; Tinamidae. Gene Ontology annotation, molecular function: receptor ligand activity; tumor necrosis factor receptor binding. Gene Ontology annotation, biological process: immune response.